CACACAAACAAACAAACAAAGCUCUCAAGCUCUCAAGCUCUCUAGCUUUAUGCCAAGAAAAGGAAUGAGGAAUAUUUUCUUCAAGAGCUCAUCUCCAUCGCCAACUUCUUCGCCUUCUAGAUCUAUCCCACCAUCUUCACCAAGUAGAACUUUCUCUGAAUCUCUAAUGGACGAGAAUUUCGAAAUCGCCGAGUCGCUUAUUACCAAGUGGGAUUCCGACACCUCCUCCUACGCCAAAAUCACCUCUCUCUUCCACGAAGACCGCCACGAGGCCAAACAGUACCUCAACUCUGUCAGAGACUUGCAAUCCGCCAUGCACCAUUUGAUUACGCAAAGCGCCGCCUCCGACAAGCUCGUCAGAGGCCAGAACUUGCUGCAAAUGGCUAUGCAUAGGUUGGAGAAGGAGUUCUACCAGCUUUUGUCGAUCAAUAGGGCGUAUUUGGAUCCCGAAUCGGUUUCUGUCAGCUCGUCCAGAUCGUCGGUGGCGAGGUCGAGUGUUUCCGACUUGGAGGACGACGAGUCGGAGGACGAAUUUGGAGUCGCCGGAAAUUCUAUCUCUGAGGUGGAGCGUGUGUCGGCGACUGCGGUGGCGGAUUUGAAAGCCAUUGCGGAUUGUAUGAUAUCUUCCGGUUAUGGAAAAGAGUGCGUGAAGAUCUACAAGAUUAUACGGAAAUCGAUUAUCGAUGAGGCGCUGUAUAAUCUCGGGCACGAGAGAUUGAGCCUCUCGCAGGCGCAGAAGAUGGAUUGGGAGGUGAUGGAGCUGAAGAUCAAGAACUGGUUGAACGCUGUGAAAGUCGCCGUGAAAACUCUGUUUUACGGCGAGAGGAUCCUCUGCGACCGCGUGUUCUCGGCUUCGGCGUCGAUCAGGGAGUCGUGCUUCGACGAGAUCUCGAAAGAGGCAGCGAUUAGACUCUUUGGGUUCCCGGAAAUCGUAGCAAAGUGCAAGAAAUCCCCCGAGAAAAUGUUCCGAACGCUAGACAUGUACGAAGCUAUCUCCAGUCUCUGGCCCGAGAUCGAAACCAUAUUCUCGGACGAAUCAACCUUGGCCGUCCGAUCGCAGGCCGUCACUUCUCUGAUCAAGCUCGGCGAGGCGGUGCGCACGACGCUCACGGACUUCGAAACGGCAAUCCAGAAGGAGUCGUCGAAAACCGCCAGCCCAGGCGGUGGGGUCCACCCGCUCACGCGUUACGUGAUGAACUACAUCUCUUUCCUCUCCGAUUACAGUGGCGUACUCGCCGAUAUAGUCGCCGACUGGCCGUUAACAGUGCAAGCUCCGUUACCGGAAUCCUACUUCGGGAGCCCCGAGUCAGACGAUAGUCCGAUUACCGUACGGAUGGCGUGGCUGAUCCUCGUCCUCCUCUGCAAACUCGACGGCAAAGCAGAGCACCACAAGGACGUGGCGCUCUCGUACUUGUUCUUGGCCAACAACCUCCAAUACGUCGUCGUUAAGGUCCGCACGUCGAACCUGAAGCUCCUCCUCGGCGACGAUUGGGUGCCGAAGCACGAGGCAAAGGUAAAACAGUACGCAGCGAACUACGAGCGGAUGGGCUGGAGCAAGGUUUUCGCGUCGUUGCCAGAAGAUCCGACGGCCGAGAUUUCCCCUGAGCAGGCGAGGGACUGUUUUAAGAAAUUCAAUGCGGCGUUCGACGAGGCGUACAGGAAACAAAGCACAUGGGUCGUUUCCGACCCGAAACUCCGAGACGAGAUCAAAAUUUCGGUGGCGAAGAAGCUUGGUCCGGCGUACCAGGACUUUUAUGAGAAGAAUCGGGCCGGGUUAAGGAAGUUGGUGGGGUCGGAGGUGUUUGUCAGAUUUGCCCCUGAUGAUUUGGGGAAUUACUUGUCUGAUCUGUUCUUUGGAACCGGGGUUGCUGGGAGUGUUUCGUCAUCUUCUUCCGCGUCCCAUUCGCGCGGUCGGCACCGCGGUUAAUAUUUUGGCCGUCGCUAUCACCGGCCUUGGCUGUUUCAGGCGCGGAUUUUUUUUGUUUUUUGUUUUUUUGUGAAUAAGAAACGUGAAUGUUUGAAUAGAAGACAAAAGAGCGCGUAGAUAAUAUAUAUGACACUGUAUAGAGAGCAUGUACAACAACAAUUCUUUGA
Corylus avellana is the source of this 2094-nucleotide messenger RNA. It is a transcript of the gene EXO70H6, whose product is annotated as exocyst subunit exo70 family protein H6. NCBI's taxonomy places the organism in Eukaryota, Viridiplantae, Streptophyta, Magnoliopsida, Fagales, Betulaceae. The record is from RefSeq and is a predicted model, not a curated record. Gene Ontology annotation, biological process: exocytosis. Gene Ontology annotation, cellular component: exocyst. Gene Ontology annotation, molecular function: phosphatidylinositol-4,5-bisphosphate binding.